This is a messenger RNA of Saccostrea cuccullata (small rock oyster), 2026 nucleotides long. RefSeq lists its product as uncharacterized. NCBI's taxonomy places the organism in Eukaryota, Metazoa, Mollusca, Bivalvia, Ostreida, Ostreidae. The transcript is spliced from 7 exons. The coding region runs from base 198 to 1637 and encodes 479 amino acids. The record is from RefSeq and is a predicted model, not a curated record.
UUUUAAACCGAAAGUAAAAAUUCUUUGCGACUUUCGUUUUAACUCACUGAGAAAUUGACAAGUUGUAAUGAAAUUGAAUUAGGUUGCAUUGACAUCCGUCGUUAUUGUUUUUAGAUGGAUUUAAUCUGAAAAUCACACUUUCUAUCUUUUCAUGUGCAUGCUGUUCUUAGAGAUUGUGGGGGUUUGAACACUUUGUUAUGGGAAUGGCGAGAACGGGAACGUUGGAUUUUAUUAAAACUUGUGUCGCAGCAGUUUUCAUUCUGUUCUUAAUAUUCAGAUCGGCAAAUGGCAAAAAGUCUAGUGACUGUUACACAAAACACGGAAGGGAUAUUUAUUCUGCUGAGGAGAAGUGUACGCCAUCUUCACACACAAAACUCAGUCGUGAACAUAAAAACCUUAGACUCGUAGAAAUGGAAUACAAGCUGAGCAAGUUGCAAAGAGACUUGGAAAGCACGAUAAAAGAUUGUAAUUUUGGAAGGGAGAGCAAUAUACAGCAAUUCGAACAAAAAUUGUUCGCCUUAGAAAGGACAUUGAACGAAGAAAGGCAAAAGAUAAAAGAAAUUCGAAACAAUAUUGAGCAGCUGGAAGGGACGGCAAAGAGUUACAAAGACAAGGACCAUAGAACCAGAGAAAUGUGUGAUAAAUUAAAACUUAAUUUAUCUUCCCUUCAUUCCAAGACACAGGAAUUGGAGAAAAAAUUUAUGGAGAAAUUAGAUCAGAGUUCGCAAGCAAACGAUAGAUUGACAGAGAGUUUAAAUACUCUACAAAAAAUUAACACCGACAAUCAAAAGAAAAUUGAUCAUCAAAGAGAACUGAUAGAAAGUUUAAAAAGGGAUAAUUCGAAGCUGUCGGAAGAUGUAGAUCACCUGUCGACUAAUUUAUCAGAGGUUACGAAGAAUACGGAGUAUUUAAAAAGAAAAACAGCAGACCUGGACAGAAAGGUCGCCUUGACUGACCUCAACAUACAGGAUAUUGUCGCAUGUGCAGGAUUUGUUUUUAUUAUCGGGGCGUUGUUCAUAGUAGGCGUAUAUGCGUACAGAAAAAGGACAUAUCAAGUAAAAGAGACAACAACGUCAGUUCCACAAAGCAAUGCCGUCCCGCCAGAGCCUUCAUUAAGACAAAGCAAGGCUGGAUUGCACACUCCGAGAAGGUUUCCGGUCUCUCGGGUACUAGAUAAUACAGUGGGCAUUGUUAGCUUCGGCGAGUCCGGAAGUGACCUCCAUAGAGAAAUUAUUGACUCUGUUACAUCGAAAGCCAAGAUUUCAGUAAAAUUUAGACAUACCAAAGUGAGACGAGAAGACGAAAUCUCGACGAUUCCUCCUUCAAAGAUAGUUUUUGUUUUUGUGGACGCCAAUAGCCGCCAUAUUAUCCUCGAGAACCCGGAUCAGGAGAUCGGCGAUUUCCGGAGGCAGAGCACCGAGGCAAUCCUCGGAAUGGGAUGUGACGUAUUUGUGUUAUACGUCAGAGAUGAGGAAGUUCCGGGAGAAUCUCUUUACCACAGCAGACUGACUUCCAUAGAACGUCAUCAACUUCUGUCGUCACUGAGGUCAAAGAACCGUGUCCUUAGUCUGAAUCUCUCUCUUUCUGAUUAUCAGAGAAGGUUUCUCGCCACAGAGCUUCAGAAGGCCUUUAAUUAGGAUAAUAUAAUCAUCACUGAUAAUAUAUUUUUAUAAAAUUUUGUUUGUACUAAUACCGGUGAUGAGUAUCAAAACUGGUAUUUUUUACAAUUAACAUGCUGUGCGUCCUGUAUUUUUAAAAAUAUUAUAAACAUGUAUAGCUGACGAUCUCAGUACUACUAGUAUUUUGUGAUAAAAAAAAAUUGAGUUUAACUACAUCUUCGUUUUCGAAAUAAAAAAAAAAGAUUGGACAUUGUCGUAAAUAUAAAGCCUACCAAAUGCAAAAGUCACAUCAGAUAAGAAUACAUGCACAAGUGUCGGUUUUAUUAAGCUAUCAGUAUUUUUUAUACUCACGAAUACAUCCGUCUUUUGAUAGGAUCCAUUAGGGUAUACGGCUUUUCCUUUUUGAG